ACCUUGUUUUGUUCCCGCUCAAUCGACCAAAAAGUUUUCAUACAAAUGUGCAAAUAGCAUCUGGGAAAAUAAAGGGCGCAAGUCAUAAAAUUUGCCGGCAUUAUUAUUUUAAAUUAUAAACAUACGGUUGCUUUGUAGAGUAAAUUCAUAAUAAGAAAUGACAAACACAAAUUCAACAACUAAUCAACAAAGAAAUAUUGAAAAUGCAGCCAGAGCUAAGAACCCGUUGGAGGCCGUACCGGACGCCUUCCAGUUCACGGCAAAGAAUGGCGCAGAAUACAAACUAUAUUGUCGUGCAAAGGCGGACAUGGAUUCUAAAACAUUAAAAUGGGCUUUUAAGUUAGCAGAGCGUAAUGUGGGUCCAUUUUAUAAAGCGUUAAAAAUGGGGUGGCAGCCGAAAGUGAAGCAAAAUGACUUAAAUAAAAAAUGGGCACGGUAUUUGGUAGCAACUGAUAAGAGUGGACAACCGGUGGCAUAUACUAUGUUCCGUUUCGACAUGGACUACGGUCACAGCGUGCUUUAUUGUUAUGAAAUGCAAAUUGAAAGCGACUCUCAGCGCCAAGGACUUGGUAAGUUCAUGAUGAACGUGCUGGAACAAUGUGCACAACACUGGCAUAUGGACAAAGUGGUGCUAACAGUGCUGAAAAAUAAUACCAAUGCUACAGCUUUCUUCAAAGCAAUCGGGUACAGCUUAGAUGAAACGUCGCCGGAUGUACUGGAGAAAGCAGAAUACGAAAUAUUAAGCAAGAUAUUAUAAGAUCCUUUAAGUACCUACCUGACAGCGAAAAAAAAUUGACUUAAAUGUUUUAUCCUCAGAUAAAUGAUUUAUUUUACAACUUUAAAUGACUAACAAAAUCCAACAAUACAAAAUCGAAUAUGCAAAUAUAAUCUAGAAGCAUUUGA
This is a messenger RNA of Anastrepha ludens (Mexican fruit fly), 903 nucleotides long. RefSeq names its product N-alpha-acetyltransferase 40 (gene Naa40). The record is from RefSeq and is a predicted model, not a curated record. Bases 158 to 757 code for a protein of 199 amino acids. Gene Ontology annotation, cellular component: nucleus. Lineage: Eukaryota; Metazoa; Arthropoda; Insecta; Diptera; Tephritidae. The transcript has 2 exons. Gene Ontology annotation, molecular function: histone H2A acetyltransferase activity; histone H4 acetyltransferase activity; protein N-terminal-serine acetyltransferase activity.